Oppia nitens is the source of this 775-nucleotide messenger RNA. RefSeq names its product coiled-coil domain-containing protein 25-like. The record is from RefSeq and is a predicted model, not a curated record. NCBI's taxonomy places the organism in Eukaryota, Metazoa, Arthropoda, Arachnida, Sarcoptiformes, Oppiidae. The transcript is spliced from 5 exons. Bases 105 to 737 code for a protein of 210 amino acids.
UGAUACAUUUGUUUACAUUUUUGUAUACAUAGACUGACAACGAGUUGACUGCAAAUCAAUCAUUGAUUCAUCAGUUAUUGUCUCAAGAAGUUUGUGAACAAACAAUGGUUUACUACUUCACCACAAAUGUGGUCUCACCGCCGAUGACUAUAUUCAUGGGUUUUGAUAAACACGAGAAUGAAGACCUGAUCCGUUGGGGUUGGCCUGAAGAUCUAUGGUUUCAUGUGGACAAAGAGUCGUCGGCACACGUUUAUCUUAGACUAAGACCGGGACAAACAUUGGACGACAUCCCGAGUGCGGUGAUUGACGAUUGCGCUCAACUCGUCAAACAUAAUAGUAUUAAAGGAUCCAAAAUGAAUGAAGUGGAUGUUGUGUACACUUUAUGGUCAAAUCUUAAUAAAACUCCUAAUAUGGAUGUCGGACAAGUUGGUUUUCACGACAACAAAGUCGUCAGAAAAGUUAGAGUCGAGAAAAAAAUUAAUGAAAUUAUUAAAAGACUGGAGAAAACUAAGGUUGAGAAACAAAACGUUGACUUUAGAGCCGAAAGAGAAGAAAGAGAUUCUAAAGAAAGAGAUAAUUUAAAAGCAAUUCAAAGACAACAAAAACAGAAAGAAAAAGAAGAAUUGAAAAGAAAAGAAGAAAUGUCAAGACUUAAGAGUUAUGAUUCGGUUAUGAAGAAUGAAAAUAUGCAAACAAAUCAAGUAUUGUAUUGUAUUUUCAUAUUUUUAUUGCAAUAACUAAUUAUGUAUUUGUUUGCAAAGGAUGGCUAUGAUUC